Molecule: messenger RNA, 2886 nt
Organism: Cryptomeria japonica (Japanese cedar)
Lineage: Eukaryota; Viridiplantae; Streptophyta; Pinopsida; Cupressales; Cupressaceae
Product: probable LRR receptor-like serine/threonine-protein kinase At4g36180
Exons: 1
Coding region: 1-2886 (961 amino acids)
Molecular function (GO): protein binding
Source: RefSeq, a predicted model, not a curated record
AUGGCGUUUUGCACGAAUAGUUUGUGUAUGCACAUUUGCCUCUCUUUCCUCUACUCUGCUUUGUUGUCUAUAGUUUUAAAUGUGUCUGUCCAUGGAUGUCUCCCCAAUGAAUUCAGAGUGCUUCUCAGCCUUAAGGCUGCCUUUAACCCUCCUGCAAUUGUAUACCUUUGGGAGGGAGAUGACUGUUGUGAAUGGAUAGGUGUCGUCUGCUAUGAAAAGGAAUUGGGUGGACAUGUUAGAAAGUUGGACGUUAGUUCCUGGGGAAACCAACUAGAAGGUCCCAUCCCGUCUAGCUUGGGUUUACUCAUCAAUCUUACUGAAUUAGAUCUUAGCGACAACAGUCUCAGUGGUCCAAUCCCUCCUUCUCUAGGCAGUCUCCUGUCCCUAAAAAGAUUAAAUCUUUCCAAAAACCAGAUGAGUGGAGACAUUCCCUUGUCAUUUGCUCAAUUGUCUUCACUUGUCAGUCUCGAUCUGAGUAACAACCAAUUGAAUGGAACUAUUCCUUCUCUAGGCAAUCUCCUGUCCCUAAAAAGCUUAAAGCUUUCCGACAACCAGAUGAGUGGAGGCAUUCCCUUGUCAUUUGCUCAAUUGUCUUCACUUGUCAGUCUCGAUCUGAGUAACAACCAAUUGAAUGGAACUAUUCCUUCUCUAGGCAAUCUCCUGUCCCUAAAAAGCUUAAAGCUUUCCGACAACCAGAUGAGUGGAGGCAUUCCCUUGUCAUUUGCUCAAUUGUCUUCACUUGUCAGUCUCGAUCUGAGUAACAACCAAUUGAAUGGAACUAUUCCUUCUCUAGGCAAUCUCCUGUCCCUAAAAAGCUUAAAGCUUUCCGACAACCAGAUGAGUGGAGGCAUUCCCUUGUCAUUUGCUCAAUUGUCUUCACUUGUCAGUCUCGAUCUGAGUAACAACCAAUUGAAUGGAACUAUUCCUUCCUUGCUCACGCUACCAUCUUCUAUGCAAACAUUUUUGCUCUCCAACAACAGCAUGACAGGAACAGUUUCAGAUCAAGUGCUCUUGCGCCAUAGUUCAAGCUUGGAAGAAUUGGACUUGUCUUAUAGUGGGUUGAAUAUCAACAUUGAAUCGACGCCUUGGAUUCUGCCUUUCCAGCUGAAGACCUUGAAAUUGGGAGGCUGCAAGAUUGGAGGUCCAAUUCCCAGUUGGAUUUCAACUCAAUUUGAACUUGAGGAUAUGGAUAUAUCAGACGCUAAUCUUGUGGAAGAUAUUCCAUCUUGGCUAUGGGAAUUUUCACCGGAAUUGCGGAGUUUGAACCUAUCAAACAAUCAUUUGGAGGGUCCUCUCACUGUUUCUUCAAUCCCACUUCAACUGCAGUCGUUGGAUCUGUCUGUAAAUGAACUGAAUGGCCCAUUAUUGCUAGAUAUUCCUAUACCUGAACAAAACUUUAGUUUGGAGAAGCUUUUACUUGCAGACAACAAGAUCGAAGGACCUAUAACAGCUUCAUUAGGGACCAUGACAUCUUUGUAUAUUCUAGAUUUGUCAAAUAAUCAGCUAAGAGGCAAUAUCCCUGAUAGUUUGGGUAAUUUGACAUUGCUAACAGUGCUGCGUUUGGAGAGUAACCAUUUAAACGGAGAGAUCCCUGCCUGCCUGACCAAUCUCUCAAACCUUGUAAUGCUCAAUCUGGCAAGUAAUGAAUUGGAGGGUCAGAUUCCUAAGGAGCUUGGAAAUUUAGCAGGACUUGCAUCUCUCCAUCUUGAAAAGAACAAUCUGCAAGGACUUCUUCCUCUGUCUUUAGCAGAACUUCCAGAGCUGCAGGUGAUUGACGUCGGAGAAAACAAUUUGACAGGAAACAUUCCAUCUUGGAUUGGCUACUGUUCAAGUCUACUAGUUCUUAUUAUGAGAUCAAACAAUUUCAAAGGCAAACUACCUCCACAGAUCGGCUAUCUAACGGAGCUUCUUAUCCUCGACCUUUCUUCUAAUCUUUUGUAUGGGGAAAUCCCAAAUACCUACUUAAAUUUGCCAGCCAUGGUCGUUGUAAAUGAACAUAUGUCCGUGGUUGGAGAAGACCGUCGUGCUCCCUUAGCUCGCCGCGUUCGUCCUUGUGAUGCUCGUAGAGGUCAUACAAUUCAUCUUCGUGGUGACAUUCCUAGACUUGGUGGUAACAUUCCUGAUCCUCGUGGUGACAUUCCUAGACUUGGUGGUAACUUUCCUGAUCCUCGUGGUGACAUUCCUGAUUCUGAUCAUAAUUAUGAUGGCACUUGCGUAGAUUAUGUAUAUGUAAAUGAAGACACAAGAUACUAUAUAGAGGGCUUAGAUAUAAUUACCAAGGGGUCAGAAAGGCAUUACGCUUAUGUCUUAUCAGGUAUGGCAUGCAUUGAUUUGUCAAACAACAGAUUAUGGGGCCAUCUUCCAGCGAAAAUUGGAAAUCUCAAAGGCUUGAUGUUUCUAAAUCUUUCUCGGAACAGUUUCAAUGGGGACAUUCCAGGUAGCAUGGGCAACCUGAGUCAGUUGGAAUCGCUGGACCUUUCUCUCAACAAUUUUUCAGGAAAAAUUCCAUUCCAGCUUGGUUCUCUGGAUUAUUUGGGAUAUUUAAAUAUGUCUUACAACAAUCUGUCAGGGGUGAUACCACAGCAAGGUUCUCAUAUGAUAACAUUUGAUAAAUCAGCAUUUUGGGGAAAUCCAAAUCUGCGGGGAUGCCCUGUGGAAAGUUGGAAGUGUUCUCCACCUCAUUCACCACUGUCUCCUCCUACAAUUGAUGUCAAGGAAGAGGCAAAGGAAGGAAUUUCAUGGUAUGAGCUGAGCAUGGGAUGGUCAGUUGCAGCAGGAUUUUUUGCCGUGGUGUUGGUGCUCACUUUCAAAGUGAAUUGGAGAAAGACGACCUUUGAUCAGAUGGACAGAGUUAUAACAUUUCUGUUGGGGGAGCGCACUAACUGA